UUUGCCGUAAACUUACCCGCAAAAUUUUGCUGUAAAAAGCAGUUUGUUAUUUUUACAGUUUCUGAUUUGUAUCUGCAUGGGAUUCUUACUUAUAGUAGCCAUGUGAUUUUUUUAACACAAUAUAAUCGCUUAGCUGUAGCUUUAGCUAUGGGUAAACGGGACAAGAAAGAUAAAGAAGAAAGAAAGGCAAAGAAAAAACAGAAGGUAGAAUUAGAGGCAGCAGAAGAGUAUGAUGACUUUGAGGAAGAGUCUCCACAAGAUGUAAAAUCAGCUGUACCAGAAUCUGCCACACGACAGGUUGAUGAUUCAGCAAAGGAGGAUGAAUUUGGUGCUAAAGAUUACAGAACAACACUGGACCUGAAGAAUGAUCAUAAUUCUAGGCCAUUGUUUGUUGCUCCAAAUGGACACAUAUUUCUGGAAUCAUUUUCUCCAGUCUACAAACAUGCACAUGAUUUUUUGAUUGCCAUAUCUGAACCUGUCUGUCGACCUCAAUUUGUUCAUGAAUACAAGUUGACAGCCUAUUCUUUGUAUGCAGCAGUAUCUGUGGGACUUGAAACAAAUGAUAUCAUUGAAUAUCUACGACGAUUAUGUAAAACUUCUCUACCUAAUGGCAUUGAAGAAUUCAUUAAGCUUUGUACACUAAGUUAUGGUAAAGUGAAGUUAGUACUGAAACAUAACAAAUACUAUGUGGAAAGCAUGCACCCUGAAGUUAUUCAACAGUUACUGAAGGAUCCUGUUAUACAAGAAUGUAGAUUCAGGUUGUCAGCUGAGGAAAGUGAAGGAGGCAUUGUAGAAGGUCAAGUGUCCAAUAAAUCUGCCUUACAGUUAAAUAAACCAGCCAAUGGUAACCCUGACCAGCCAGGUACGUCUGCUGAUGGCACCACAGAUGGCACUGAGCAGCCGACAGUACCGUCAGACAUAUUUGAUUAUUACGACAAGAUGGACAGAGAGGAUGAAGAUGAAACAGAAGAUUUAAAGACUGUGUCAUUUGAAGUGAAGGCUGAACAUAUAGAAACUAUGCAAAAAAGAUGUAUAGAGUUGGAGUUCCCUCUGCUGGCUGAGUAUGACUUUAAAAAUGACACCAUUAAUCCUGAUAUCAAUAUUGAUCUGAAGCCCUCUACAGUGUUGAGACCAUAUCAAGAAAAAAGUUUGAGGAAGAUGUUUGGAAAUGGACGAGCUAGGUCAGGGGUCAUUGUCUUGCCAUGUGGUGCAGGGAAGACUUUAGUAGGAGUAACUGCAGCCUGUACAGUGAGAAAGAGAUGUCUUGUUUUGGCAACAUCGGGUGUAUCUGUAGAACAGUGGAGAUCUCAGUUUAAGAUGUGGUCAACAGCUGAUGACAGUAUCAUCUGUAGAUUUACUUCUGAUGCUAAAGACAAACCAAUUGGAUGUUCUAUAUGUAUCAGCACAUAUUCUAUGUUGGCUCAUUCCAUGAAGAGAUCAUGGGAGGCUGAACGAGUCAUGGAAUGGAUGCAAAGUCAGGAAUGGGGAAUUAUGCUUCUGGAUGAGGUACAAACCAUUCCAGCUAAAAUGUUCAGGAGAGUGCUGACAAUAGUAAAUGCCCAUACAAAGUUAGGUCUGACAGCCACUCUGGUCCGAGAAGAUGACAAGAUAGCUGACCUUAACUUCUUAAUUGGACCAAAAUUGUAUGAGGCUAACUGGAUGGAACUACAAAAUAAGGGAUACAUUGCAAGAGUACAGUGUGCAGAGGUAUGGUGUCCAAUGAAUCCUGAGUUUUACAGGGAAUACCUCAAUACAAAGUCAAUGAAGAAACUGUUGUUAGCUGUGAAUAAUCCUAACAAGUUUCGAAAUUGUCAGUUCUUGAUCAAAUACCAUGAAAGGAGGAACGAUAAAAUCAUUGUGUUUUCUGACAAUGUGUUUGCACUGAAAAGUUAUGCAAUCAAACUCAACAAACCUUAUUUAUAUGGACCGACAUCCCAAGGGGAGAGAAUGCAGGUUUUACAGAAUUUUGUACAUAAUCCUAAAGUGAACACAAUAUUUGUAUCAAAGGUAGCUGACACGUCAUUUGAUUUACCAGAAGCCAAUGUAUUGAUACAGAUAUCAGCACAUGGUGGUUCACGUCGACAAGAAGCUCAGAGAAUGGGCAGAAUUCUAAGAGCCAAAAAAGGUGCUGUAGCUGAGGAAUACAAUGCCUUUUUCUAUACACUGGUAUCCCAGGAUACAUUAGAAGUGCAUUACUCCUUAAAGAGACAAAGAUUUCUGGUCAAUCAGGGAUACAGUUACAAAGUCAUCACUAAACUAGCUGGCAUGGAAACGGAAAAUUUAUACUACGGUACUAAAGAUGAGCAGGUACAGUUGUUACAGAAAGUUCUGGCUGCCACAGAACAGGAUGCAGAGGAAGAGAGGGGCGGAGAACCCGGCUCUCAGAUGAUGAGGAGGCCUGGCAGUAUGAGUUCUAUGUCAGGAGCAGACGACAGGCUAUAUAUGGAAUACAGAUCUAAAAAGAACAAAGAACAUAACCAUCCGUUGUUUAGGAAAUUCAGAAAGUGAAACAAAAUAUUUAUCAGUUGAUAAAUUUUAACUAUAUAAUCACUUUUGAUGAUCAUGUAGAGUUGACAAUGUGAACAGUUUUUUUUGUCAAUGUCAGUGAACUGUCAAAGCAUCACUCUGAAAUCAUAGUGCUAUAAAAUGACAAAUAAUUCAAAUCAUCAUUUACUAUAAAAGCUUUGUUAUUGUUGAUUAAAAGCAUAUUUGUCAAUGUAAGAAAAUUGUUAAAUAUUCAAUUUCAUUAAUCAAAUGCAUUCAUUAAGAAUUUAUGAAGAUGUUGUUUAAUAUGUUGAAAACAGAAUAAAUGUAAAACUGUG
Molecule: messenger RNA, 2822 nt
Organism: Mytilus trossulus (common blue mussel)
Lineage: Eukaryota; Metazoa; Mollusca; Bivalvia; Mytilida; Mytilidae
Product: general transcription and DNA repair factor IIH helicase subunit XPB-like
Exons: 21
Coding region: 148-2508 (786 amino acids)
Biological process (GO): transcription initiation at RNA polymerase II promoter; nucleotide-excision repair
Cellular component (GO): transcription preinitiation complex; nucleotide-excision repair factor 3 complex; transcription factor TFIIH holo complex
Molecular function (GO): ATP binding; hydrolase activity; DNA binding
Source: RefSeq, a predicted model, not a curated record